Stomoxys calcitrans (stable fly) is the source of this 1116-nucleotide messenger RNA. RefSeq names its product large ribosomal subunit protein uL30 (gene RpL7). Lineage: Eukaryota; Metazoa; Arthropoda; Insecta; Diptera; Muscidae. Gene Ontology annotation, cellular component: cytosolic large ribosomal subunit. The transcript has 3 exons. Gene Ontology annotation, molecular function: structural constituent of ribosome; RNA binding. The record is from RefSeq and is a predicted model, not a curated record. Bases 106 to 864 code for a protein of 252 amino acids. Gene Ontology annotation, biological process: maturation of LSU-rRNA from tricistronic rRNA transcript (SSU-rRNA, 5.8S rRNA, LSU-rRNA).
UCUACAGUACUGACAACAUUGCCAUCACUCAGUGCUGACAACAUUGAAAACGACUUCCUUUUGCCUUUUCCUUUUCUCUUUCAACGUGCAUUGUGACAAGUAAAGAUGCCUGCCACGGCCGCAAAGAAAACCGGAGCUAAAAAGCUCCCAGCUGUGCCCGAGUCCAAAUUGAAGUUCAGCAAGAAGCAACUGAGCAAACGUGCCCUCGAAACCAAAAGGAAGUUGAAGCGUAAUGCUAUUAUUGCUUUGCGUAAACGUGAAAAUUUGGUGCGUGCUGAAAAAUACCAAAGCCAAUACAUUAAGGCUGAUAGACGCGAAAUUAAAUUGCGCCGCUUAGCCAAAAGCCGUGGUCAAUUCUAUGUGCCCGCUGAAGCUAAAUUGGCUUUUGUGAUCCGUAUUCGCGGUAUCAACAAAGUUGCCCCCAAGGUACGCAAGGUAUUGCAAUUGUUCCGCUUGCGUCAAAUCAACAAUGGUGUCUUCAUCAAAUUGAACAAGGCUACCAUCAAUAUGUUGCGUAUUGCUGAACCCUACAUUACCUGGGGCUACCCCAACCUGAAGUCGGUGCGCGAAUUGAUCUACAAGCGUGGUUUCGUCAAGCACAACCGUCAACGUGUGCCAAUCACCGAUAACUUUGUGAUCGAACGUAAGAUGCGUCAAGCUCAUCAAAUCCAAUGCGUUGAAGAUUUGGUUCAUGAAAUCUUCACCGUUGGACCCAAAUUCAAGAACGCCUCCAACUUCUUGUGGCCCUUCAAAUUGAACACUCCCACUGGCGGCUGGCGCAAGAAGGCUAACCACUAUGUCGAUGGUGGUGACUUCGGUAACCGUGAAGACAAGAUUAACAAACUACUCCGCAAAAUGGUCUAAACAUCGAUAGUGAUUGGUUAAAUUUUUUUUACUACCAAUCUAAGAUUAGUUUGUACAUCAUCUUGUAAAGUCUGUUUGUUUAGUUUUUCCCAAAAUAAUGACAAAAACAACAACAAUAUAUACACACCACUAAAAGGAACAGGAUGCUGUUUGAAAAUUUUUUUAAAACGUUUUUGAACGUUUGUAAUGGAUUCUUUUUUCUAUUGAUAACAAUGUGUGGAAAAAAUAAACAAAAGGAUGGAUAUUUUUUAA